GGCGGCAUCUCCAUGGUAACAGUGACGCGCUGACGCUGAGCGGAGGGGCUGAGACAGUGCGCGCUCACGGCCGUACGUGCGCAUCUCCGGGUUGCAUCGCUUGUUGGAGUGUGGUGCGGAGCUCUGCGGCCGGUGCUCGGUGUUACCGGGACUGUCAGGCCGUUCCAGGACCGGGCAUGGAUCCCGAUAUCGCAUCCCGAGCCGGACAUGGGUUGGAGCCGCCGGGCAGGAUGUGACCGCUUCCGGCGCUCUUUACUUUGCAGACGGCUGCGCACUCCGCUAGCAUGUUCCUUGUGAAUGUCCCUCCACUGGCAGCUUUUCAGACGCAAUGGACUCCAUUUGGACACAACGCCGCCCGUAGAGUAGCAGAGUCCCUCUCUCCGUCUUCCCAGGUCUCCAGUAUUCCCAUAACUACCAAUGUUCAAGGCAUUCUAGACAGUCAUCAGAAUGAUGUGUCUUCUCUACCUGUGACCAUCGAAUAUGAGCGUAUUAUGCAGAAGAAUAGAAAGGGGGAACCUAACAUUGACAGAGGACUGAAAGCUAGUGCCACGCUGUUUAAAGGGCACCACAGUGAAAAGGCCACGCUGGUAGUUCCGCCACAAUUCAAGCAAUAUAAAGGAGAGAGCUCCCAGCUGGGGACUCUUGCUCUGGACUCCGAUAGCGAUGACUCUGUUGACCGAGACAUUGAAGAAGCUAUUCAGGAGUACUUGAAAAACAAAGGCAAUGUGGCCCCGUUGUCCGACGUAGCAAAGAGCCCAAGCCGUAGCGAUAAUGAUGCGGAAAGGCUAAAAGCAGCUCAGUGUAAUGUACCGGCGAGGAAAUCUCCUGUGAAAAUGGUGACGUCAACCAAUGUCUGCGACGCUUUCACGCUGCAGGGUCAGUCCCGUUCUUCCUCGCCGGGCAGUGAUGACUCCUUCGAGCAGAGCAUCAGUGAUGAGAUCCAGCAGUUUUUAAUAAAUAAGAAACUGCAGAACAGCACCAGGGAGGCCACGUCUGGGAGCAACAACAACACGACUGUCAAACCAAAGCAAAAUCAUAUCAAGGCCGUCGAUAAACAAGCCCCCAAGCAAGGAAUUAAGGGUCUAGCUGGCAAGCCUCCACCUGACAGUCUUAAUGCGCAGCCGAAACAUCCUCCGAAACCAAAAGCUGAAAGUUUAAAACCUAACUUCUGCCUCAAACCAGCGUCUGCUCCCCACAAGCGGCAUAAGCUAAAGGAAGUCGUCUCGAGGCAACGUGUAGAACUCUCCGACUCUAGCAGCGAUGACGGUAUCGAGGAAGCAAUUCAGCUCUACCAGCUGGAAAAAAGCCGUCUGGCAGGCGGUCACGGCGCUGUGGAGAAAGAAGCAAAAAGCGCAGUCAUUGCAGCAUCGAACUUUAGUCACUGCCUGGAUAAAACCUAUUCUCCUGAAUCCCCUAAGAAGACGGACUGCAGAAAAAGGAAACUGCCUAACAGCAGACACGCGGCAUCUGAAGACUCCUUAGGUUGUCACCCGCUCACAAGUAAAAGGACAUUUAAUCUUGGAGAUGACAGAAGCCCGACACGCGAAGUCGGAGUACAGGCGACGCGCAGGGCUGAAACGGCUGCUGAGUUAAUGUGCGCUGAAGCAAUACUUGACAUUUCUAAAGCAAUUUUACCUUCAAAAUCAGUAAGUACUCUUGCAGCUUCACAGGAAACGCCCUCCGCUCAGCCGGUAGCCUCCGACGCCAGUGACAGCACAGUCGACAGCGACGACAGCAUAGAACAAGAGAUAAGAACGUUUUUGGCUCGCAAGGCUCACGCUGAAAGCCUGUGCACAUCCUCGGAGAAACAGCCAUUGCCAAAGGAGCUGAGGCCUGAACACGUGAAGCACCAAUCUCUUUCCAGUAUCAAGCCACUGAAAAGGAAAUCAAAUGAGAACACUUUGCAGAAAGACUUGGUGGAAAAAGGUGGAAACUUGGAAAAGAGAUCUUCGAAGGUCGACCCCAGUGCAGUAAACUCUGCCUUACCCCAGAAUGAAAACUUGCUGGGCAAAAGUGCAAAAAUCUGCACGGAGGAACAGUCGGACGAGGCCAAGCAACGCAUUUUCAAGGCUGUAGAAAGUCUUGAGUCCUCUCCAGGGUUGAGCGGCUGUAAGAGAAAGAUGUACAUGAAAAUGAGGAGUAUUUGCAGCGGUGAUAAGAGCAGCUCUUUGGACAGCGAUGAAGAUCUAGAUUCGGCUAUAAAGGACCUCCUGCGGUCAAAGAGGAAAUGCAAAAAGAGACCGAAAGAUGGUAGACCGCAGUGCAAGAAAAAAGUCCAGUUUGGCGAGACAACAGCCAGGCCUCUAGAGACCUUUUUUGGCAGUAGCGAGCAAAAUUACAGCAGCUCUAAAGCUCCCGCAGUCAAGGGCCACCUUGUAAAUUGUAAUGACCCAAAAGUAAACUUAAAGUCCAAAACAAAUAUGAAAUUGAAAGAAGAGAUAAAGAGCACCGCAGGAAAUACCGAUUUGUCCUACUCUAGUGACAAAUCCGUUGAGUCUAAACCAGCUUGUGCCUCCGACAGGUCUAUGAAAUCGAACAGUGCCUUACCUGCUGUACAAGACAGUAGCUCCGUGGACAGUGAUGACAGCAUUGAGCAAGAAAUAAGAAAGUUUUUGGCCAAGCGAGCUCUGGAGUCUGCCGAGAUUUUAGCAACGCAAAAGACACCCUCUACUGUUACCAGCCCUAACGUCAACAAGGUGGAAGCUUCUCCAGCCUGCUUGAGCAAUCCUCCCCCACCUGUAAAGCAAGAACCCAGAGUUUUGUCUCGUUCUGUGACCGAGACGAUACUUCAAAAAGUCAGAGAGAAAAACAGAUCCCUCGCCCCCAUGACACAGCCGGCGGUGAUACAGCGGGUGUGUGGUUUUAAAGAUGGCGUCGCACGAGUUGGACGUCUGCACCAACACCCUGCGGACAUACCCAAGGGAGUUACCCCUGUGCACAGUGUCAUUGUGAAGAGAAGUUGCGUAGUGGAGCAAAACCGGAUCAUAAGACCGGCCGAGAAGACUCCCGAAAGAGUGGUCGUAAAAACUGGAGUGAACGGUUCGCAAGGGAAUGUCCCCCUUUCUGGUAACUUUGUUGCAGGUCUUAAAUACAUUUCCGGAACUGAGCAGCAGCUCCUUUUAAACCUAGGGAAAACUGGCGCUACCAGGGUAGCGACUGAAAUUUACAAUCCCGGAGGGACCAUCAGGCAGUUGGGAAGUUGUCAGACAGUCCAGAAAAAAACGUUGAUUUUGGAACAGCCUAAAGUGGUACAAGCGCCUGCUUUCUCAAUCGGGGCUCCCGUGGUCCGUCCGGCUUUGUACGUCGUGACGACCAAAGUGGUUCAGGACGCUUCCAGCCCGUUGUGUCUCCCCAUCAACACAGCAGCUUAUGACUCUGGUCUAAAUCUUAUGAGUAUACAGUACUGUCACGGUCAGGUAGCCUCACACCCUUCAGCACGUGCCGCCCCAUUUUCCUUUCAGCCGAACCGAAGCAGCGAGAUCAUGGGCAGUGCCCCAGACAAGGCAGGAGAGGUAUCAUCCCUCAGUAACACAGCCAGAGAAGGGCUAGAAGGUGGCGUCAGGCCUGGGAAUUUUAAUGAGAAAGCGGAAGCCUGUAGUAGCAGUGUGAGAAGCAGCGACAGCUCAGUGCAGAGAGAUAAGGUCUCCGGCCGAUCAGCCAUCGAUCCAGGGUCGACAGUGCAGCCUUACAUAGCACUGUCUCCUGAGGGAAUGUGUAAUCGCUCUGCCAGCAUUAGAAGAACUUGUAUGCUGAUAUCCCAGGAGAAGAAGAUAAGCGCCCUUCACAGAUGGCUCCGACCCUGCGGGGUUACUGAAGACUUGAAGUCUGGUUAUCACUGGACAAGGAAAAGAAUAUAAAUGAAGCUGCGUCCAAUCUUCCUGUCCACUCCACAACGUUCCACACAGUGAUGUGUAAAUGGAAGAAAGAACCAUUUCCUCCGCAAUCAUUUUAUGGAAGUAUUAACAUUCACAUGAAAAGGUUUUUUGUAUGAAAUCAGAGUCAUUUUUCUUGUUUUUCCCCAAGUGUUUAUUGUCUGCAGAGAAACGCUGGUCAGAUGCAUCAGGACAAUGCUCCUUCUGUAUUAUAAUGUACAUUUUACUAGGGAGAGAAUGUUCCCCGCCUUUACACUAUGCUGUAUACACAAUGAUAUCAGUAUGCUCCUCUGCUGACAGUAGUGUACCACGCACCAUGUGUACGCAGACAGUUACUGCCUCAUUCUGUAAUACAUAUACAGAGGGCCAAUUCAAUUCUGCGUGAUGUGCGGUCACGAGGGCAACAUCGCUUAUUGAGCCUAAUUCAGACCUGAUGGUAGCAGCAAAUUUGUUUGCAGUUCAGUUGGGCAAAACCGUGUGCACUGCUGGUGGGGCAGAUGUAACAUGUGCAGAGAGAGUUAGAUUUGGGUGGGGUGUGUUCAAAAUGAAAUCUAAAUUGCGGUGUAAAAAUAAAGCAGCCAGUAUUUACCCUGCACAGAAACAAUAUAACCCACCCAUAUCUAACUCUCUCUGCACAUGUUACAUCUGCCCCCCCCCCCUGCAGUGCACAUGGGUUUGCCCAACUGCUAACAAAUUUGCUGCUACCAUCAGGUCUGAAUUACCCCCAUUGUCCAACAGCUGUCUGAUGGGCGUAAAACAUCACUCUGAAUUGUAUUGGCCCCAUAUUCCUUAAUCGCUUUUAAUGUCACUUGAUACAUAUCAUCCCAGGCCCCAUAGGACAUUAUUUUGGCUUGUAGAUUUUACUGACUCCACCCACUGCGCAGUAAUCAGAAUACGCCAAAUGUUCUCCAGGCCUAGGAAGUGGACUGCAUUUGCCUCAGUAGAAAGGUAACAUUUGCUGAACAGUUUCAUCUGAUCUACGUUUUCAGGAGCCCCAAAUGUUACGUCACUCAGGGGAAGUAAAUCCCCACUGAUGAUGAGGGUCUAGUUUAUACUGUGCACUGAUGAUAGAUGUGCGAUGUUGUGUGACACUGACCGCCUUACAGCGGUCAGACAUUAUCACUGAGGAAGUAAUACACUGUCAGUCUCACUAAGCCAGCUGUGAUCAUUCACCUGUAGCAACACUUAUUUACAGGACACUUGUGUUGUUUCUGCAACAAGUGUGAGCCUGUGUGUAACCGUCUGCAGCACUCCUAUAAUCCGGGUAUGUUUAGGAAGUACAUUGCCUCCGAGAAGGUCAAUCAUUGUUCUUUGGAUUCAAAGCCCGCACUUUGCUUUGCAAGGGACACUUACUACAUACAUCACCAGUGCCAUUUAAAUGAAGGAGUCAGCAGUACAGUGUAGCCAUCACCCAGGCACGCUGCAGGCUGGCUAUCUGUGAACCAAUGUAAUAUAUUUACUCCGAGCUGGUGACAUCAUUAAAAAUGCCUGCCUGCAGAUGAUUGGUCCACUUUAAGAGUCAGGAUGUGCGUACACGUGUGCUCAAUUUUCAGUUACAUUAUACUGUAAGUUCACUUUUUCCAUCUUUACUUGUUUAUAAUCAGAGCUGCUCAUGAAAUACGGAUAACGUUACCGUGAUAUUGUGCUAAUUGUUAGGCGAUAUCGCACUAGGAGUCUCAUGUAAUAGGCCCUACACACUGGGCGAGAAUACUGAAAGAUAUGAACGACCUCGUUCAUUAAUGAACGAGAUACCAUUCAUAUCUUUCAGUGUGGAGGCAGCAACGAUGAACGAUGCGCGGCCCCACGCUCGUUCAUCGCUGGUGCCCCGUCGCUUGUGCAUGCGGGCAAAUAUGGACGAGUUUGUCCAUAUUUGCCCGCAUUGCUAUGGAGCCGGGUAACGGGGAAGUGAAGAAACUUCACUCCCCCCGUCACUGCCGCCCCCCCCUCCCUCCCUCCGUCGCCGGGUUGCCUGUCGGCCAUAACCGCUGUCGGGCAGCUCGGCAGCGGAUCUGCCAGUGUGUAGGGCCCAUAAGCCUUGUUUUAUAAUGCAGCCAAUCAGAAAUGAGCUUUUAUUAGUGUGUCAUAUAUGAACGCUGAUGUCUGAUUGGUUGCUAGGUGUUACAGUCUGUUCAUGCGGUUUCCAUCUUACUACAGUAGCGUCCUCAUACAUCUAGCCUCAAUACACCACGCGGCGGGAGAUGGCUGGCGUGAGGGCGCUGACAGGUCCUGUGUAAUUCUGAUAACAUCGGGGGUCUCUUUUAUUUGCCGAAAAUGAGUCUUAUUUGCAACGUGAUGUGACGAGGCCUCACGAGGAGACUGUGCUGAUAAUGUGAUAUGUGACACUUACAUAUUUGUCAUGGAAAAAAGCUGCGGCUGCUCCAUUGUAGCACUUCAUAGACAGAUUCAGAGACCCAGGGAUAAGCCCCAGAUGGAUAUAAGGUGGAGAGAGAUAAACUACCAGCCAAUCAGCUCCUAACUGCCAUGUUACAGGCUGGGUUAAAAAAAAAUGACAGCUAGGAACUGAUUGAUUGAUACUUUAUCUCUCCACUUUAUCUCUCUCCAAGGCUUAGUACAUAGGAUCCCCAGUCACACACAGAUAUACAAGAGUCGCAUAUCAAAUUAACCAGCACAGUCUCCUGAUCCAUCCCAGUCACAUUGCGUUGUGUCUAAUAUGCAUUGUCGGCAGAAAGGACGACCUACGCUGGCAGAGUCUCACGGAACAUGGCGUGCCAAUAGGGUCUGUUUGGCGUGACUGCAGCAAAGAUGUAUAAGGACACAUCUGUAUAUAGCUUUAUGUCUGCUGUGGUGCCCAUGUUAUAUCUGUGGUUAUUAUUAUGUUGUAUUGUGUCUUGAAAUGUUGUGAUGCUUCAGAUAUCAGGACGUUUGUGUUUUUGUGACAACAUUCCGUUUAAAUUGUCUGUAAGUUUGGUAGACAAUAAAGUUUCUAUGUAGCGGCCUUUACUGUGA
Pseudophryne corroboree (corroboree frog) is the source of this 6839-nucleotide messenger RNA. RefSeq names its product protein phosphatase 1 regulatory subunit 26 (gene PPP1R26). Lineage: Eukaryota; Metazoa; Chordata; Amphibia; Anura; Myobatrachidae. The record is from RefSeq and is a predicted model, not a curated record. Gene Ontology annotation, biological process: negative regulation of phosphatase activity. Gene Ontology annotation, molecular function: protein phosphatase inhibitor activity. The transcript is spliced from 5 exons. The coding region runs from base 285 to 3857 and encodes 1190 amino acids.